CAUGAAAUGUCAUGUAUUAUCGUGUCAAAUGCUUCUGUAUAAUCAAUAAAGCAGAGAUACAGCCUGUAUAAUACAGGUCUUUUUCUCGUUUAGGGUUUGUUUUCUUCUGCCUUCCCCUGGUGUGAACCCACAGUGUUCUGCUGAAAUUUCCGGUUUUAGUUUAUUUUCCUUUCGACCAGCAAUGUUUUAUAACAGAAUUUUGCUACUUUUGCAUAUUAACUACAGGCAAGACUAGUAGAGUGUUACAGCUUUGUUGCCGCCAAUCUACUUUUGGUUUUUGAGUUGAUCGUCUAAAGCAGAAAUGCUAGAUGCUUAAAAUGAUUUUAGCGACAUACGAAAACUGGCUUGUCUUCAAGAAAGAGUAUCAGAGUAACACAAUAAAUUAAUAAAUUUGUUCUGUUAAUAUGUUGAAAAUUUCCUUUAAUUAAGAAUAGACAUAUUUUAUAUCAUUUGGGUUAAAUCUGAUCGACCUCAAUAAAAAAUGGUGGCAUGCAGAGAAGAAUCUUAGAUCAACAGGAAAGGUGCAGCGUCAUUCAGCAAACAUUCACAAAAACGAAUCGUUUCGGUUUAUCAAAUAAAUUAAUUUAUAUCUCACAGGGUAGCGAAACCUCAGUCGUGUAUUGUAUAGAAUAUGGUUAAAUGGCUUAGCGAAAUAUUUCCGAAGCGUCAGGCAAAACAACAUUCCAAGCAUCUUAAACCAAUAAAUGGUGCCAGGUUGAUAUUUCAGGGUGCUUGCUUAGCAUCUCGUAAACAUACUCCACGAGGCUGGAGUGCAUGUUGGGGAUGUUUUUUAUUUUCAAGCGUAAGGGGAAGUAUCUAGGGAAAAUUUAGCUUCCUGUGCAAAGUUAAAAGAAGGUGGUGUAUAAAUUUGUGUACACGUGCCAUUCUAAGAUGAUUCUUCAUGUUUGCAGAAGACUCACAAACAAACAGAAACAUAAUGACUAUUUGCUUGCAUAUAUGUAAUUUAGCAACGAAAGCAAACUAAUUGCAUGGUUAUGAUAACGUGUGAAAAGAGAAAAUAGUCGUUGCCCACCAAUGGGGAUUUUUGUUGAAGUUGAGGAAACUGGCGCGAGAGACGUAAAACGCCUGCAGCACGGAAACCCUGGAAAAAACGUGGAAAACAUUGAAAUUAUUUGCGAUAAGGGCAUGUCAUUGAGAUGUGAUGGGCAGUUAUCGUAAUUUUGUUUGCUAUUGAAAAUACGGCGCUGAGAAAGCUUUGAAAAUCUGAGCAAAAAUCUUGUCCACUAUAUAUGUACUUCCUAUUGACGCAAUAUCUCAAGGUUUUAUUUCCAAAGUCCUGAACGAUAUUGGCAUCGCGCGCUCAACAAAUACAGAACGUUAGGAAAGGCUACUCAUUGGUUGCCUAUAGCGGUACUUCAGUUUGCGGUCGGAAAUCGGUUUGCUUCUAUCACUCUGGUUUAGCUUUAUACCAGUACUUACGAAUGGUAUGAUUGCAGCAGGCAUAGCCUAUUCAAAGAGCUGAAAUCCCAUGAAAAUACCUGAUAAGCAACAUACUUCUUCGACUGUUAGGAAGAUGCCAUUUGUCUAAAGAUUGUUGACAACUCCUUUGUGUAAAGUUUUAGGCUAUAUCGAUUUUGCCUGACUGGAAUACAUCUGGAAUUGUGAUAUUCAAAUUAUCGACAGCCGAGAAAAAUUGCAGGUUGCACAUACUGAUUCAAGCACCUGAGAGGAGCAGAACAUUGCAGAUGUGCUAGGGUGCUUUUGUGAUAUUUCCAGCUUGCAAUACAGGGAUAUAUCUAAGUUUGAAAUUAUGGGAAAGAGUGCAAGGAAUCAGCAGUACUCGACUAUAAGAAUCCAUCAUACUAUAUCACGCCAGAUUAGGAGAAUUCGCUGUUUGUACACACUGGCCCUAGUAAGUACUGGAGUUGCAGUUGCGUUUAUUGUUCUGUAUGCGGUUAAGGAACAACAAUCUUCUAGGAGGAAAGAGUGUCUGCAAUCAAAUUGUGUCCAAGUAGCUGCUGGUGUUAUAAGUCGUAUGAAUACGACUACAAAUCCAUGCGAAGACUUCUACCAAUACUCCUGCGGUGGCUGGCUAGACAAGACCGCGAUUCCGGACUCUAAAACUCGUUAUAGCAUAUUCUCUGAAGUAAGCAGCAGAAACCGAGAAAUCAUUAAGCUGGAGAUCUCCAAAAUCAUGAGUGGCCAGAAAAACUCAUCGUCGAUGUCAAUAAGAAACGCUGUUGAUUACUACUCCUCCUGCUUGGACAAAAAAAGCAUCGAGGCUCGUGGCGACCAGCCCUUGAAAGACGUGAUCAAGCAGUACAACUCAUGGCCAGUUACCGACAUGAAUUUCACUGCUGGAAACUGGAACUGGACCGACACAUUUAUUAGAGUUCACAAAUAUUUAGCAAUGGCCCCGGUUUUCAAUAUGUAUGUAGGAAGUGAUUUGAAGAAUUCUUCGGUAAACGUUAUUACGCUUGACCAAUCUGGUCUUGGAAUUUCGAGAGAGGCCUACCUUCGCAAUACAACAUACCACAAAAAGGUCAGCAGCGCUUAUCGAACCCUUAUGAGGAAGCUAGUCACGCUUCUUGGAGCCAACAAAAAUGGGACACUAUUGAUGGAUAAAGUGUACGAAUUCGAGAAACGAUUGGCAAACAUCACUUUACCGACUGAGCAAGCGCGUCAGUACAAUAAAAACUACCAAAAGAUGAAACUAAAGGAUUUCGCAAACAAAACCGGAAUACCGUUGGAUUGGCUGAAGAACUGGCUUGACUGGGCGUUUUUGGAAACAGGUCACAGAAUCUCUGAAAAUGAAGAAGUCGUCACCUACUCUCUAGAUUAUAUCAGGGAUUCGUACAAGCUGUUUAAAGAAGAGGAUCCUUUUGUCCAAUCGUCCUACAUAAUGUGGAAGGUCGUCUUUUCUCUUGGAUCCGUUUUGCUUGGCAAAUACAAGGAGGCGUACAACGACUACUAUUCGACGAUUUAUGGAACCACUGCGGAGGAUCCACGGUGGGAGACGUGUAUUUCUUCGACAACAUCGGCAUUUGGGUUUGCAUUGGGAAGGCUAUUUGUGGACAAGGCUUUCAUAGGUUCCGCAAAAACCAUGGCUGAAGAAAUGAUUCAAGGAAUUAGAAAGUCGUUUAUGGAAAAUAUUGAUACGUUAAGUUGGAUGGAUGACGCCACCAAGAAAGCUGCGAAAGAGAAGGCAGUCGCAAUUAUUCAGAACAUUGGAUACCCAGACUUCGUUGUUAAGGACAGCGAUUUGGACAAAUAUUACCAAGGGUUGGUUGUCAGGAAGGGAAAUUUCUUUGCCAAUAUCGUUAGCAGAAGAAAAUUUAACAACAUUCGAAACUAUGUGAAAUUUGGAAAACCAGUUGACAAAUCCCUGUGGGCAAUGACUCCAGCUCAAGUGAAUGCAUACUAUUCUCCAACAGAGAACAAAAUUGUUUUCCCUGCUGGAAUAUUACAGACUCCAUUCUACGAUCACAGGGCGCCAAGGGCGCUGAAUUAUGGUGCAAUUGGUGUCGUUGUCGGUCAUGAGAUCACACAUGGAUUCGAUGAUCAAGGUAAAACUUUUAACAAAGACGGCAAUUCAGAGAACUGGUGGACACAGAAAUCCGAGCAAGGCUUUAAGAACCAAGCGAAAUGCUUAGUCGAUCAGUAUUCCAAGUACAGCAUGUAUGGAAAAAAUUUGAAUGGUAAUCAAACAUUGGGUGAAAACAUAGCCGACAACGGUGGAAGCAAAGCUGCAUUCAAAGCCUACCAAGAAUGGGUAAAAGCGAAUGGCGAAGAAAAGCGAUUGCCCGGCAUCGACCUCUCUCCUGAACAACUGUUUUUCGUUGGAUUCGCACAGGUUUGGUGUUCGAAAUACAGAGAGUCUGCAGCAAUAAGCCAGAUUGAAAACGGAGUUCACUCUAUUUCCAAAUUCAGAAUUAUUGGCACAUUGCACAAUUCGGAUGACUUUGCACGUGUUUUCAAGUGUCCUAGUAAAAGCUUUAUGAAUCCUUCAACGAAGUGCUCAGUUUGGUGAAAACGCACUAUCAAUUUUAUCGUUUCCUUUCCAACUCUAUAUCCAAUUUUUCAAUGCCUGUCUAUUGACAUCGAACCAUUUUUAUCAAAAGGUACACCUAUAGAGUCAGUUUGAAAGCCUGUUCCUUUUUAUAUAACUAGUGAAAUAUUUUUUAUUGGAUUUUGUUAUGUUUGGAUUUUGCUGUCAAAAGCAGAGUCUGCUACGAUAGAAGUUACCACAUAUAUCACACCAGACAUCUGAUUUAAUUUCAAUCAGCGAGAGCACAAGAAUAACAUUACAUUGCUGUGCAUUUCUAUUGAUUCGAAUUUCAUGAACGCAAGGUCGUUUUUAUCAUUGUAAUAAACAUUAAAUGUACUUGUUUUUGUGAUUUGUCCUGUGAUGGCAAUACAUAUUGAUGAUCUGUUUAUGGCUUAAUAAAA
This is a messenger RNA of Rhopilema esculentum, 4410 nucleotides long. Its product is annotated as endothelin-converting enzyme 2. Gene Ontology annotation, biological process: protein processing. Gene Ontology annotation, molecular function: metalloendopeptidase activity. The record is from RefSeq and is a predicted model, not a curated record. Gene Ontology annotation, cellular component: plasma membrane. NCBI's taxonomy places the organism in Eukaryota, Metazoa, Cnidaria, Scyphozoa, Rhizostomeae, Rhizostomatidae.